AUGAUCAGAGAUCCGCGGAAAGAUCCAACAACAUUCACGCCAACCACCAGAUCAACUUUAGUAUUCACUCGGAAACCAUCAACAAAGGGACCUGAGCUUAUCAGCAAUACUGUAAUUCAACAAGACUCUGCCAGCUAUUCGAAUGAAAAAAUAAAAAGCACGUAUGAACCUACAAAGCCAGGAAAUGGAACUAUUAAGCUAAAUGAAGGAUCUACUAUCAUGAAUCCUACCAAUUUUAGGCUUAUGGAAAAUAUUGUGGAGGAUGACAUUUUUGUGACAGAAGUUUCAAGUACCAUGGAUCCAAACUUAAAAACAGAUGUCAGCGAACAAUCCAUUGUUCCAAAAAAGCUGGUUUCUAGAAGAGUACAAGAUAGAACUCCACAGGCUACCUUCCGUGAUGAAGCAGUUAGCACAAACCCAAACAGCUUAAACAAAGAAGGCACAGUACCUGCCAUUCUUGAAAUAUUUGCAAAUACAUAUCCCCAAAUCUCUCAAUCCUUUGCUCCAAACAAUGUUAAUUCUGUGGAUCCUGACGACUCAGCUAAUGCAGCAACAGUAGAACCCCUUACUCCUGAAGAAGCUGAAUCGAUGCUCCCAAACUUGAACAAGAAAGGCAGGACAGCAUCCACUCAAAACAUAGAUCCAGGUAUCGCAAACAAAGAUAAAGCCCAGACCAUAGUUCCUAGCAUCUUUGUAACUAUAUAUCCUGAAUUUGUGCAGUCCUUUGCUCCAAACAGAAGUAUCACUGUGAAUCCUGACAACUUGGAUGAUGGAGCAACAAUACAACCUAUGUCAGAGGAAGUUGCAACAAACAGGCCAAAAUUAGACAAAGAAGGAACAAGACCCUCUGUUCCUGAGGAUAGAACACUGGCUUUUAAAAUCUUGCAUAAAGAAGGAACAACAAAACCCUUUACAUUGGAGGAGGAUAUCACGGCUUCUAAAUCAUUGAGUGAAGUAACAAUAGCACAAUCCACUGUUCCUGAAGUUAAGAUCAAAGAUUCUAAAAUGUUUUCCAAAGAAAAAGUGACAAUGCCCCCUACUGAUGAAGAUGGUACCAAGGGUUCUCAGCCUUUGGAGAAAGAAGGAAGGACAAAGUCUUUAGUCCCUGAAGAUAGUAGCGUAGAUUCUAAACUGUUGAAUAUAGAAGCAACAACAAAAUCAACUAUUGCUGAGAAUGAUACCGUAAACUCCGAACCCUUGGACAAUGAAGGUACAAAGGACACUGCUUCUGAAGGAUCUGUAACCAUACAUCCGAAAACUACACACUUUGUUUCAAAUAGAGUUAUUAGUGUGCAUUCUGACAAUUUGGACAAUGCAACAAAAAUACAACCCAUUCCUCCUGACGACAUUACAAUUAUCACCCCAUACAUAAACAGUGAAGGAACAACAAAACAAAUUGCUCCAGAAGGAUCUGGAACCAUACAUUCAAAUAAGGCAGAAGAAGAAAUACUUAGUACUAUCCCUGAAAAAUAUCCAACCACAUAUACAGAAAUUUCACAAACAGAAUCUCUAAAUACAGCAACUAUAUUUGGUCUUGAAAACUUGCAUAUUGCAACAACAAUACUUUCCAUUCCUCCUGAUGAAGCUGUAACUGGGCUGCCAAACAAGAAUGAUGGUGCUACACCCUCCAAAGUUUUUGUUAAAGAAGGAACAACAAAGUCCACUAUUGUUGAGGAUAGUGCCUUGAACUCAGAAUCCUUAGACGGUGAAGAAAUGGGGGCCACUGUUCCUGCAAGAUAUACAAGCAUGCAUCUUGAAAUCUCAGAGUCCUUUGCUGCAAACAAAGCUAUUUCUCUGGAUCCACAUAAAUCAUACAACUUAGCAACAAUACAACCUACUCCUGAGGAAACCACAACGAUUCUCCAAUACUUGACCAAGGUUGGAAAAACACAGCCUUCUGUUGUAAAUGGAUCAUCAUUAAAACCCAAUACUCCUGCAGAAGCUGAAACAACAUUCCCAAAGCUGGACAAGGGGGGAACAAUAAAACCCACUGUGCAUGAAGAUGCCACAGAUUCUAAAAUCCUGGAGCAAGAUGAAAUGACAAAAUCCAAUGUUCCUGAAAAAGGACAUACCAUAGAUUCUAAAGUCUUCGAUAAAGAGGGAAGAACAAAGUCCAUUAUUGCGGAGGAUGGUGCUUUGAACUCUGAAUCCUUGGACCAUGAAGAAACAACCAUUUUUCCUAUAGAGAGCACGACGAAUUAUGAAGGGUUGACAAAAGCCUUCUAUCUUGAAGAUGGUACCAUGGAUUCUAAACUUUUAGAUACAGGAGGAAGAACAAAAUCUACUGUGGAUCCCACAUCAAGAGGCAAAGAAGCAACAACAAAAGCCUUGGAUUCUGAAGAUGAUAUCACUAAUGCUAACAUGUUGGACAUACAAAUUGCAAAGGCUUAUGUUAAUCAAGAUGUUACAAUUGAUUCCAAAGCUUUAGAUAAUGAAGGAACAACAAAACCCAUUAUUGCUGAGCAUGGUACCAUGAACUCUGAAACCUUAGACAGUGAAGAAACACAGACUGCUGCUUCUGAAGGAUUUACAAUUGUACAUCCUGAAUUAGAAAAAUUAAUUAUUCCAAACACAGCUGUUACUGUGGAUCCUGACAACUUGGACAAUGCAACACAACAAGCUAUUCCUCCUGAAAAUGUUGCAACAAUGCUUCCACACAAAGAGAUAGAAGAAACAACAAAACCCACAGUUCCUGAAGGACACACAACUAUGUUACCCGAUAAUGUAGACAAAGAAAACAUGCAGUUUACAGUUCCUGAAAAAUACCCAACUACAUAUCAUGGAAUGUCACAAUCCAUUCCUCCAAACACAGCAAGUACUCUGGGCGCUGUUCGAUUGGGCAAUGCAACAACAAUAAAAUCCAAUACUCCUGAAGAAGCAAAAACAUUGUUUCCAAAGACUGACAAAGAGGGAACAAUAAAAUCAGUUCUGCCUAACUAUAAUAACACAGAUUCUAAAAUUUUGGACAAAACUAGAUUGUCAAAUCCCAUUGUUCCAGAAGAGGAUCCUACUGCAGACUCUAGAGUCUUGGAUAAAGAAGGAACUACCAAACCUACUCCUGCUGAGCACAGUGCCUUGAACUCCAAACCUAUGGACAUUGAAAAAAAUCCCACUGUUCCUGAGGAAAGUACCACGGAGUUCAAAAUCUUAGAUGGUGAAGAAUCGACAAAGGCCCCUGUUCCUGAAUAUGGUAUGAUGGAUUCAAAACCUUUUGAUACAGAAGGAACAACAAAGCCAACUUCUGAAGGAUCUUCAACCAUGGAUUCAGAUAAGGUGACCACUUCUGCUCACUUGUCCCCAGACAGUCAUGAUAGCAAAGUAACAUUAGUUACCAAAUUAUCAGAAGCACUCAGAAAUCAAACAACUACCAAAGCUGCGUCAUACGCAGACUAUCUUAACAAUCCCAAUUUGUGUAAUAAGAGACCCUCAGAUGCUUUGACAACUGUACAGAAUGGAACAACAUAUAUUUUCAGAGGUCAUUUGUUUUGGACAAUAGAUCCAAAAGGACAAUCAUUAGGAUACCCCCAGAGGAUUUCUGAAGUGUGGGGAAUUCCAUCGCCAAUUGAUACAGUUUUCACAAGGUGUAAUUGUAAUGGAAAAACUUUUUUCUUUAAGGGUGAACAGUACUGGCGAUUUCAGAAUGGAGUCAUGGACAGAGGUUAUCCUCGAUUGAUAACAAGUGGUUUCUCAGGAUUAAAUGGAAAAAUAAGGGCAGCUCUUUCAGUUGCUGCACACAAAAACAGACCUGAAACAGUGUAUUUCUUCAAAAAUGGUGGACGAUACCAGAAAUACGUGUAUCAAAGAGCCUCCAAAACUUGUACACUACGCACUGGUGCCUACGUUAAUUCCAUAAUAAGGCGACGCUUCAAACGGAAAACACUUGUUAUAAAGACUAUUAGAUCACAAAAGUCAGAUAUAACUUUAAGCCAUGAAUCAGUGCAACUUUCUGUAGAAAUGUCAAUUAGAAAAAAUUGGCAAGGAUUUCCUUUAAGAAUCACUUCUGCCAUCUCGUUUCCUAAGCCUGAGCGUGCUGAAAAAUAUGAGUACUUUGUUCUUUCUGGUGAUAAGUACUACACCGUUGAUCCUGUUAAGCAGAAAGUCACUGAUACAAGAAGAAGUGUAACGAAGGAUUUGUAUGGAUGUGAUUAA
Rhincodon typus (whale shark) is the source of this 4149-nucleotide messenger RNA. RefSeq names its product proteoglycan 4-like. The transcript has 10 exons. Lineage: Eukaryota; Metazoa; Chordata; Chondrichthyes; Orectolobiformes; Rhincodontidae. The coding region runs from base 1 to 4149 and encodes 1382 amino acids. The record is from RefSeq and is a predicted model, not a curated record.